UGUGGACACAAGUGAUGAGCAUUUCAAGCAACUACAUUGCUCUUUCAUUAGUGAGGUUAGACUAGGAGCAUGGGCUUCCUAUCCCUCAUUACUGUUCUACUAUUCACAUCGCCACUUCUCUCUUCUUCACAAUAUCUUGGGAAAAACAUACUAACUAAUCGUAAGAUCUUCCCCAAACAAGAAGACAUAACCUCUUAUGCUGUCAUCUUUGAUGCUGGUAGCACCGGGAGUCGUGUUCAUGUCUUCCAUUUUGACCAGAACUUGGAUCUCCUUCACAUUGGCAAUGACCUUGAUUUUUCCAAAAAGAUCACACCCGGUUUGAGUUCAUACGUGGAUAAUCCCAAACAAGCUGCAGAAUCUCUAGUUCCACUUUUGAAGCAAGCUGAAAGUAUUGUCCCUGAGGAACUGCACCCCAAGACACCCCUUAAGCUUGGGGCAACAGCAGGUUUAAGGCUUUUGGAUGGAGAUGCUGCUGAAAAUAUAUUGCAAGCGGUUAGGGAUAUGUUCGAGAACAGAAGUACCCUGAACGUUCAACCUAAUGCAGUAGCUGUAAUUGAUGGAACCAACGAAGGUUCUUAUCUAUGGGUGGCAGUUAACUAUCUAUUAGGAAAGUUGGGAAAGAAGUUUACAAAAACGGUGGGAGUAGUUGAUCUUGGAGGUGCAUCAGUUCAAAUGGCAUAUGCUGUCUCAAGGAACACAGCUAAAACUGCUCCAGAAGCACCAGAAGGAGAGGAUCCAUACAUGAAGAAGCUUGUGCUCAAGGGAAAGAAAUAUGACCUUUAUGUUCACAGUUACUUGCACUAUGGUAACGAAGCAGCUCGUGCCGAGAUUUUCAAGGUCACUGAUGGUUCUGCUAGUCCUUGCAUUUUAGCUGGAUAUGAUGGGAUCUACACAUACUCUGGAGUGGAUUAUAAGCUCUAUGCCCCCAGUUCUGGUUCCAGCUUUGAAGAGUGCCGAGAGAUAGCUCUUGAGGCUCUCAGGGUGAAUGAGCCAUGUAGCCAUGGAAAUUGCACAUUUGGUGGGAUAUGGGAUGGUGGAAGAGGAAGUGGACAGAAAAAUCUUGUAGUUACUUCAGCUUUAUAUUAUAGGGCUUCAGAUAUUGGUUUCGCUGAUCCAAAGAAACCCAAUUCCAAAGUUCGUCCUGUGGAUUGGGAAAUUGCAGCUACACAAGCUUGUCAAGUACCAUUCGAGGAUAUCAAAUCUACUUUUCCACGUGUUCCGGAUGAAAAACUUCCUUAUUUAUGCAUUGAUCUCACAUACCACUAUACAUUGCUUGUUGAUGGAUUUGGCCUUGAUCCAGAGCAAGAGAUUACUGCGGCAAAAGGAAUUGAAUAUGAAGAUGCUGUUGUGGAAACAGCAUGGCCUCUAGGAACUGCCAUCGAAGCUAUAUCAUCUUUGCCUAAAUUUAACCGAUUAAUGUAUUUUAUUUAAGCUUCUAGAGAAGUGAGGAAUUAAUUAACAAGCUAAAGACUACCUUUAUAUGAAAAACUAAAAUAAAACUUAGACCUCUCUGUUGAAGUUAGAUGAUGGCCUCUCUUAUUUGGUUUUCAUUUUUUUAUUAUCGAGUGUUAUGUAGUUUGACCGAGUCUUAGGAGUGUUUUCUAAUUUUGGGCCUGUUUCUCUAGUGUGCUACUAGCCCACGUUCUAUAUGCUGGUGUAUGCAUGCCUAUUUAAUUGUCAAAUAUCUUCUUAUCGAAA
Messenger RNA from Cajanus cajan (pigeon pea), 1698 nucleotides. RefSeq names its product nucleoside-triphosphatase. The record is from RefSeq and is a predicted model, not a curated record. Gene Ontology annotation, biological process: nucleoside diphosphate catabolic process. Gene Ontology annotation, cellular component: membrane. Gene Ontology annotation, molecular function: nucleoside diphosphate phosphatase activity. Lineage: Eukaryota; Viridiplantae; Streptophyta; Magnoliopsida; Fabales; Fabaceae.